Molecule: messenger RNA, 1523 nt
Organism: Olea europaea var. sylvestris
Lineage: Eukaryota; Viridiplantae; Streptophyta; Magnoliopsida; Lamiales; Oleaceae
Product: activator of 90 kDa heat shock protein ATPase homolog
Exons: 3
Coding region: 139-1185 (348 amino acids)
Biological process (GO): positive regulation of ATP-dependent activity; protein folding
Cellular component (GO): cytosol
Molecular function (GO): ATPase activator activity; protein-folding chaperone binding
Source: RefSeq, a predicted model, not a curated record
CUCUCUUUUAUAUUUUCCACUCCCCAUCUCUAGACCCUUCUUCCUCUCGAACCCUCCAGAUUUCCUCUUUCUUAAAUUCACCUAAAUCCUAUAUCACCGUAACCUCUGCAAACACCGGGAGAGACUAAAUCCCACAAAAUGGCACGAUUGGGAGAGGGAGACAAGCGAUGGAUCGUGGAGGACCGUCCCGACGGCGCCAAUGUCCACAACUGGCACUGGGCGGAGACGGACUGCCUUGAAUGGUCAAGAAAUUACCUAACUAACGUUCUCUGCAACAAACCUAUACUCGAUGGCGAGGGCAAUUUCUAUAUCCGUAUCAAGGAGCUUGCAAAACUCGAGGGCGAGGCCUAUGUCAAUGUCAGAAAGGGUAAAAUCAUUCCUGGAUACGAGCUCCAUUUGGUUAUUUCUUAUGAGGCAGAGGCAAAGGAUUCUGAUGGCAGUUCCGUAUUACGUACUGAGGGAUCUGUUGAAGUGCCGUAUAUUUCCGAUGAGAAUGCUGGGGAGGAUCCGGAGAUUAAAAUUUCGAUUAAGGACGAUGGGCCGAUUGGGAAACGAUUGAAAGAAGAAUUUGUCGCAAAGGGUAAGCCGUUUGUGUUCGAGAAAAUUAGGGAGUAUGUUGAUGCAAUGGCGAAAGGCGGGCCUGCAAAGGAUGAUUUGGAGGUCAAGAAAGUCGCCCCUAAGAAAUCCCCGGCGAGGAAUAGUAAUAGAACUGUGGAAAAUAAUUCUGUGAGCAGUACGAGUACUAAGAAGGUAAAGCGGAAAGAAGGGUAUAAGACGAUUAUAAUGAGUGAGAAGUUUAGCUGUAGGGCGAGGGAUUUGUAUGAGAUAUUAAUGGAUGAGAAUAGGUGGAAGGGGUUUACACAGAGCAAUGCGCGGAUAAGUAAGGAGGUCGGAGGGGAAUUCAAUAUUUUUGACGGGUCAGUUUCGGGGGUCAAUGUCGAGCUGCAGGAAGGCAAGUUGAUUGUUCAGAAAUGGCGGUUUGGGAGCUGGCCUGAUGGCAUAAUGUCCACGGUCCGUCUUACUUUCGAUGAGCCUGAAUCUGGGGUAACAGUUGUCCAUCUCUCACAUACUGAUGUUCCAGAGGAAGACAGGUAUGGAAAUGCUACUGUUGUCGAAAAUACCGAGCGGGGAUGGCGCGAUCUUAUUUUUCACAAGAUCCGGGCUGUCUUUGGUUUUGGAAUAUGAUUUUUCUUAGUCCAGAAGUCCUAAAGUUUUGAAUUUAGUUACAUGGUCUUUUUGAAUAUAAAUAUCAUGGACUUCCUUUGACAGUAUUGCAAGCAGAUCAUACUUAAAUGGUUGUGACCAAUUGUUUUUCAGUAAAGUCCUUACAAUUCUUGUCAGGUUUAUGAAAUUAAAAUGAAAGAGAUCCUUGCUGUGUUGUAAUUAAUUGUCUGUGAUUGAUUGUAUGAAUUUCCCUACAUGUCAUAGUUACUGGGAAUUAUGAAAACCUUUCAUCUGUGCCAAAGCUCUGGGCUCCUGGUGAAAGAUAUUAGUAGUAUUAUGCUUUGAUGUAUGUUUGCAAA